Quercus lobata is the source of this 2425-nucleotide messenger RNA. RefSeq names its product bromodomain 4 (gene BRD4). The transcript is spliced from 6 exons. Lineage: Eukaryota; Viridiplantae; Streptophyta; Magnoliopsida; Fagales; Fagaceae. The coding region runs from base 374 to 1810 and encodes 478 amino acids. The record is from RefSeq and is a predicted model, not a curated record. Gene Ontology annotation, cellular component: NuA4 histone acetyltransferase complex. Gene Ontology annotation, molecular function: protein binding.
UCUCUCUCUCUUCAAACCCCCCUUGCAUUUAGAAUAGAAUCCGUCAACCCCAUCUCUCACGCUUCCUAUUUUUAACUCCAAAAAUUAAAAAUCAACUCAAAAAUCACAUACUUCAAAAAAAAAACUAAUGAAACAAAAAUAAAAGAAAACCAUUAAUACCCUCUCUCUCUAUUUAAAAAAAACAAAAAAACAAAAAAAAGCAAAACAAUCCUGCAAAAACCACCCUUCAUAUCCGAAAACCACUUUUUUGUUUGUUUAUUUUUGUCAACUACCCAAAAGCCGUUCCAUGGUUUAAUUCAUUUUUUGUUUUUCCAAUUUAAUUUUCGUUCUCAUAUAAUUUGUUUUGUGGGAUGAGAAAGAGAAAGAGAAGGUGAUGGGUGUAAUAGAGAAGUGGGGUACAUGGGAAGAGCUCCUCCUUGGUGGGGCCAUACUCCGCCACGGCACCCGAGAUUGGGACAUCGUCGCCGCUGAGCUCCGUGCCCGAAACCAGUCUUCUCCCUACAUUUUCACCCCCGAGUUAUGUAAAGCCAAACAUGAGGACUUGCAACAGCGUUAUUCUGGAUGCACGGCUUGGUUUGAUGAGCUACGGAAGAAGCGAAUGGAAGAGUUGAGGCGAGCUCUAGAGCUAUCUGAGGACUCAAUUGGGUCACUAGAAUCAAAGCUUGAAUCUCUCAAGGCUGAGAAAUGGGAUGGCUGUCAUGUUGGUUAUGGCUCCAUCCGGACUGAAUCACCUGUUCCUUUUCAAAAAUCAGAGGGAGUUGAAUCUUCUGGUAAAGAGAUAUCUAAGGAUGGGCUAUCUGCUGGUAGUUUCACAGAGGAAACCCGUACAAAUUGGUUGGCUGAAUGUCAGAAUCCUGGAGUGAUGCCAACUGAAGGGGUGGAGACAAAGCUGGAAACUUCACAGUCUUCUGAGCAGGAUAAAGUGUCAGGUAUCAAGAAAGUGGCAGAGACUUUAUAUGGGGGACGAGGAGGGGGUGUGAGAAAGAGGAGGGGAAAGAGAAAGAGAAAAGAUUGCAGUUGGGAUGUCAAGGAAGGUAGUGUUGGAGAAAGUGAAUUUGUGGGUUUGGCUGAUGUUUUAACUCCCUCCCGGUGUAAAGAAAAUUCAAUCAGCAACAGUGGUGAGGAUGCUGGAUCUUCUGGUGCUGAUAACAGAAGUUUGGGUAAGGAUGGAAUUGAUGUUCUGAUGGAGAUUUAUAAUUCUCUUUUGGAGAAUAAAAGUGCAAGUGUCUUCUGUCGACGACUUGAUAGCCAGAAGAGGGGAAGAUACAAGAAAAUGAUCCAGCGGCACAUGGAUUUUGACACAAUAAGAUCAAGAAUUGCUAGCCAUUCCAUCACAUCUGCUUUGGAACUCUUCCGAGAUCUACUGCUGCUCAGUAACAAUUCAUUGGUCUUUUACUCCAAGAACACACGUGAAUAUAAAUCGGCUCUACUCCUCAGAGACCUCAUCACCCAAAAAUUGAGGCAGCAUUCUAGGGAUUCUAGCAGCAAGGCUACCACUGCCAACCAUUCCAUUGAAACCCCAAUGCCUAAUCGUACUGUCAAACCCCGAAGUGCUCGCCCUGCCAACAACAAGGUGCCAGGAAAAGUAGCUAAUACCGGGAAUGCUGCUACGAAGACCUCAAGUGGAGGUAAAAGACCAAGUAUUGCUGAUUUCCCUUCAUCAUUAGAAUACUUGGCUGUGACAAAUAAAGGCUUUGGUCGGUCAAGAAAAAGUGGACGUGGAAGUGCUAGUCAAGAACCUGUUGCUCCCAUGAAAGGAAGGAAGAGAGUUCAAGCAAGUGAGUCAAUCGUCCAAACACGCAAUCGCUAAAGAUACUUGAAGAAUGAAGAACCUACAAAGUUCACCGGUGUGGUGCUGACCAAGUUCCUAUGAAUUUAGGCUCCUCCCUUAUAGGGGCGUAGUGGAGUUAAUGUCCCGAGAUAUUUGGGCCUAACUUCCUAUACUUGGGAGAUACAAAUAUCUAGAAGGAUCUUUAGGUAUGGUGUGCAAGUUCUUUCUUUAUGAAGAUAACAAAGUGGUGGACACGCAAAUGGCUUGGAGGACUAAGUGUAGAAGAUCAUCCAUUGCUACGGGAUAUUGGACGAAUGGGCAUAGGACGGAUCGCAUCACAAGGUGCCAAGCAUGGGUGCCAGACAAUGCUCUUGUACGUGACGAUCCGUCGGAAUCCUAACAACUCUGAUAUAUUAGAUUUAUUUUGUUUUGGUCAAAAUAUUCCCUAUCAAGUACAAAUGGGAUCUUUUUGUAUUUUUUGCUUCUUGGAGAGAAUCUUCCCAAGGCCGUAUUUGUAUCCUUGCCAAAGAUAUCACAGAAUAGGAUUUAUUGUUGCCGUGAUAAAAGUAAUAAUUGUAGGAAAUUAUUCUCAAGGAAUCUAACAAGAUUUGUUAGCUGCCUGUCUUGAAUUUCAAAUGUAUUAGACCUAUCUGC